Molecule: messenger RNA, 1158 nt
Organism: Aspergillus niger
Lineage: Eukaryota; Fungi; Ascomycota; Eurotiomycetes; Eurotiales; Aspergillaceae
Exons: 1
Coding region: 1-1158 (385 amino acids)
Source: RefSeq, a predicted model, not a curated record
AUGGCCUCCCUCGAGCAAGCCGCACAAACCUCCCCCCUCUUCCGCCACCGUCAACUGGCCCCUGCAGCGGCAGUACGCGUAUCUCCCCUAUGCCUUGGAGCCAUGACAUUCGGCGGCCGUCAAGAGUCACGUUACGGAGAUUGUACUCGUGAAGAUGCCUUUUCUAUCCUCGACCACUUCUAUAGCCAAGGAGGCAACUUCAUCGACACAGCCAGUGCCUACCAAGAGGGACAAUCGGAGAUCUUGGUCGGCGAAUGGAUGGCAUCACGCAACAACCGCGACCAGAUCGUGCUCGCAACCAAGUACACAGCCGCCUACAUGACACACCACAAAGAUGCGAUCCAGUCCAACUAUGGCGGCAACAAUGCCAAGUCCAUGAAGGUCAGCGUUGAGCAAUCCCUGCGUAAGCUCCAGACUUCCUACAUCGAUCUCCUCUACGUGCACUGGUGGGACUUCACCACCUCCAUCCCGGAACUUAUGCAUGCGCUGAACGACCUCGUCGUGGCGGGGAAAGUCAUUUACCUCGGUAUUUCGGAUACCCCCGCCUGGGUGGUGACCAAAGCGAAUCAAUAUGCCCGGGAUCACGGACUGCGUCCGUUCGCUAUUUACCAGGGAAUGUGGAGCGCCGCGAUGCGGGACUUUGAGAGGGAUAUUAUCCCCAUGGCCAGGGAAGAAGGGAUGGCGUUGUGCCCAUACGGUGUGCUGAAUCAGGGUCGGUUCCAGACGCGAGAGGGGUUCGAGGAGCGGGAGAAGCAUAACCCCGGUCGCAAAUUUAUUCCCACGUCGGAGCAUGAUAAGAAGGUUUCUGCGGCUCUUGAAGAUAUUAGCACUGUUAAGGGCGUCAAGCUGCUUGAUGUGGCUUUGGCCUAUGUGUUGCAGAAGUCUGUCUACGUGUUCCCGAUUAUCGGUUGCAGGAAGAUCGAUCAUAUUAAGGGUAGCAUUGCGAGCUUGAAUGUGACCCUCACUGACGAAGAGAUGGAGAAGGUUGAUGCUGCUUACCCAUUUGACUUUGGGUUCCCUCACACUUUCCUGAGUGGCUCGAUGUUUGAUCAUUCUACUCCGAGAAUGGCCGAGAAGCCAGGUGAUGUCUGGCUGACCAAGGCCAUGGGCAAGUUUGACUGGGUUGAGCAAACCAAGCCGAUUAGACCGGCUUCUUAA